AUGUCCGAGGACGACGUCGACAUGCUCGGCCCCGACGGGCAGGGGUCGUCCAAAGUUGACCGUGACCGCCGUGCGCCGAGGUUCAGUUGGACGCCCGCAUACGAGACGACUUUUUUUCGCAGUCUUUGCGAAAGCGUCCAGCUGGGCUUGCGCGAGAACAGCAGUUUCAAAGCGGAGGCGUGGGACCGCGCUGCUCUAGCCCUGCAGGACAGCCACGGCGCGUAUCCUGCCAAGAGCCACCUGAUCAACAAAAGCGACAAUGCGCGGAAGCGGUUUCGACUAUGGCGAGGGCUUCGCGAAGAUCCCGAGUUUAUGUACAAUCCCGUCUCCAAGACGGUGACGGCUACUGAGGAGGCCUGGAGAGCGCACAUAGAGAGAGAACCGCUGUCGAGGGCUCUGAGGGGUCGGCCGUUUGAUCAUGAAGAGUACAUGGAGAUACUGUACCCCGAUGUUAUCGGGUCUGGUGGUGCGCCAAAGAGGAUAAUGAAACCUCGUCGUAGGACAGAUGGACAACCAGGCGACGAGUCAGAUAUGCCGGGGACGGGCGUUUUGAAUCUUCAACCAGAGUCUGCAUCUGGACAAAAUACUCUUGAAAGCCCUGGUCCUGCUCGCUCAUCUUUGAGCCAAACGCCAAUUGGCUCCGCCACAGCAUCAGGUACUCAGCUGAAGCCAAGCUCUACCACGAUCCCUCCACGAACUACACCGACGCAGCCCUCCGCUCUCACUCCUCCGGAUGAGUCGGCCAACCACGCAAAGAAACGGGUGAUGCCCGCUCCUCAAACUGAAGGCGCGUUUGGUGCAACACCGCCGCCUUCUGCCGCCAAGUCGGGCAAUGCUACGGCAGACGCCCCGUCGCCCGAGAAGAAACGAAGAACCUCUAUACACGGUGACGCUGUGCCUGUUGUCACGUCGACUUCGAGCAACUGCCUUCACCAUGAAUCAUCGUCCGACUCGCCUACUGCUGUGCAGCUCCCACCGCCAGUGACCCUGGCAACUCCUCAGACGACAGCCGCAGACUCGCAGCCAAACGGAUUGCCAACAUGUUUAAGCAGCUCGCGAUGGUGCGAACUAGCUCUGGAGCAGUUCUUCAAGGAUUUUGCAGGCGAGGACAUGGACCUUCAAAUACGAGCUGGUGGUGCCAUGAAAGUACGUCAUACAUCGGCACAGAGACGUCAACAGGGCACCGCAGGUUUCAAAGCUCCUGGCCUGGCUUGGCCUGGCCUGCAUCACAUGAAGCCAUUGAUCUGCCCACCACCCUCUCUUCUCAUCUUUCGUCUCCCUUCUGGCCACUCUCUGACAACCACCAUCUCGAUCAAUCGCUCUACAAAUCCCAUCUUACGUCCCUCCUACACAUACACAAACAUGUCUUACGCCGACGUAGCCGCCAGUGGCCCCAAGCAGUCCCCCGAGGACGCUGCCGCCCCCCGACCCGCCGAGGUCGUCACCACCGAGUCCGCCUCCACAGCCUCCCUCAUCGACGUCGACGUCCCUAGCGUGCGCACCGUGCCCUCCGACUUCCUCGAGCAGGACGUCCAGACGGAAACCCAGGCCGGGCGGCUGGAGCGCGACGUCGAAGCGGCCAAGGCCAAGGCCGAGCAGGCCAAGAAGAAGGCGGGAAAAAAGGCACGCGACGCCGACUCGUGGCUCGUCAGGCAGUUUUCGAGCCUGUCCGACGGCAGCGCCGGAGCCCUGGUCAUCACGAAUGUCGCUGCUGUCAUUGGCGUGAGCUCCUACCUGGGUUAUCGCGCCUGGGGCCUCUACGAGAAGGGCAACCUGACCUGGAAGAAUGCCGGUGUCGGGGUUGGAAUCCUGGCCGGUGUGGGUGCCGUUGAGGCUGUUUUUGGGCGGUACUUGUACAAGGGCAAGAAAAAUGGCUCGUCCUGA
Metarhizium robertsii ARSEF 23 is the source of this 1884-nucleotide messenger RNA. RefSeq lists its product as uncharacterized. Gene Ontology annotation, molecular function: nascent polypeptide-associated complex binding. Gene Ontology annotation, cellular component: mitochondrial outer membrane. NCBI's taxonomy places the organism in Eukaryota, Fungi, Ascomycota, Sordariomycetes, Hypocreales, Clavicipitaceae. The transcript has 5 exons. Bases 1 to 1884 code for a protein of 627 amino acids. The record is from RefSeq and is a predicted model, not a curated record.